Molecule: messenger RNA, 2430 nt
Organism: Apus apus (common swift)
Lineage: Eukaryota; Metazoa; Chordata; Aves; Apodiformes; Apodidae
Gene: DGAT2
Product: diacylglycerol O-acyltransferase 2
Exons: 8
Coding region: 97-1173 (358 amino acids)
Biological process (GO): triglyceride biosynthetic process
Cellular component (GO): endoplasmic reticulum membrane
Molecular function (GO): diacylglycerol O-acyltransferase activity
Source: RefSeq, a predicted model, not a curated record
CGGUGCUUUUCUCCCACUCGCCGGCUUGUCCCGGGGUUGCUGAAGCCCGGGUGCCCUUCACCAUCUGAUGGCACUGGCCGGGACCACCUCCCCGCAAUGAAGACCAUCAUCGCUGCCUACUCCGGGGUGCUGCGAGGCACAGGAUCAAACAUUCUUUCUGCCCUGCAGGAUUUGUUCUGGCUGUCUAAGUCCAAAGUAGAGAAGCAACUCCAAAUCAUCUCUGUGCUGCAAUGGGUUCUCACUUUCCUCAUCAUGGGUGUUGCUUGCACUUUAAUCCUCAUGUACAUACUCUGCACAGAUUGCUGGGCCAUUGCUGCUCUAUAUUUAGCCUGGCUGGUUUUUGACUGGAAUACACCAAAGAAAGGUGGAAGAAGAUCUCAAUGGGUGAGAAACUGGGCUAUAUGGAGGUACUUCAGGGAUUAUUUUCCAAUUAGACUGGUUAAAACCCACAAUCUGCUGACCACCAGGAAUUACAUUUUUGGGUACCAUCCACAUGGAAUCAUGGGCUUGGGUGCCUUUUGCAACUUCAGCACAGAAGCUACAGGUGUCAGCCAGAAAUUCCCUGGGAUUCGACCAUACCUUGCUACCCUGGCUGGGAACUUCAGGAUGCCCAUUUUGAGGGACUACUUAAUGUCUGGUGGUAUAUGUCCUGUGAACCGUGACAGCAUAGACUACAUCUUGUCCAAGAAUGGCAGUGGCAAUGCCAUCAUCAUCGUGGUUGGAGGGGCAGCAGAGUCCCUGAACUGCACCCCAGGAAAGAACUCGGUGACGCUGAAGAACCGGAAAGGAUUUGUGAAGCUGGCUCUGAGACACGGCGCGGACUUGGUUCCUGUCUACUCCUUUGGGGAGAACGAGGUGUACAAGCAAGUGAUCUUCGAGGAGGGCUCCUGGGGAAGAUGGGUUCAGAAGAAGUUUCAGAAGCACAUUGGCUUUGCUCCGUGCAUCUUUCAUGGCCGUGGCCUCUUCUCCUCUAACACCUGGGGGUUGUUACCUUACUCCAAGCCCAUCACUACUGUUGUUGGGGAGCCCAUCACCAUUCCCAAAAUUGAGAAUCCAUCCCAGCAGGAAGUGGACUUCUACCAUACCAUGUAUGUGGACUCCCUGAUCAAACUCUUUGACAAGUAUAAGAGCAAAUUUGGGCUGCCAGAAACAGAGGUCUUGGAAGUCAACUGAAGGGACUGGCUCAGCAGCACCUCCUCUCAGAAUCAACAGAUCUUCUCCAGGAGUCCAAGCUGUCAUCACGUACUUGAAAGCGUCUGUGGGUGUAUGUGUCUUUCAAAGGAAGUGUUUAAAGUAUUGCUAGACCACUUUUAAGAACAGUAAUAAUAAAAACAGGCUUUCCUUUGGAUAAAUCCCUUUACAAAUGUGUUUCUAUCAAAAAAAAAAACCAAACAACCAAAAAGCACAACUCCCCAUUGCUGUGAGGAUCUGGAUGGGGGGAAUGAUUGCCUUUGUAAUGGAUUAGAAGCAUUCCUGCAGCUGCUGUACCCACUAGCAGAAGCAAUUUUGGGAGAGUAGGAUCCAUCUGGUUUACAAUCCAAAAAAGCAGCAGGUUGGUGGGAGCAGGAUGGCAGCAUCUACAGGCUUGUUGCACAAGACCCACGUUGAAAGAUGCUUAGAUAGCACAAGGGCACUUCUGCUUUGGAAAAGCCCCUUCUGAAGGCACAGGCUACCCAACCUCCUGGUGUGGCACCUACUGUGGAUGGUGCAGGAAACCAAAGGAUGGGAGUCUGGUGGACCUCGACCCAUAUGAUGUGGUGGACACUCUGGUGGCUGUAAUUUCACCACUUGUAUUUUGAGUGUCAGUUAAGAAGCAGGGCUGUCCCACGUGCUGCUUGCACAGAGGCCUGUAGCUGGGUAUAUGGGACUUCUUCAUAGCCACAAAACUCCAAGGAUAAGUUCUAGGAGUCGUGGGAUGGUGCAAUCAUGUGGCCCUGGAGCUGCAGAGUAGCCUGUAGGGGUAAAAUGCAAUGGGACUACUCACAUUUUGGAUCCCAGAAGCAUUUGGGGAAAGCUAGGAGUAACUUCUGCCCAAAGAUGGCUUUUAAAUAUUCCGUCCAGUGAAUGUAAAGGAGUAGCCUUCCCAUGCAUAGGAUCUAAAGUGAGUGACUUUUAAAAUAAAGUGUUCAUCAAAUGUUUACGUGGAUGUUAACACUGCUUGUAGUGAGAGUCCUUCAGAGUACAAGAUGUUUAUGUAUAAACCUGAAACCUUGCACUACUUGCAUGUCUGACCUGCCUUUUCAACGGUUCAGUUGAGUGUAUUUUGAGCUCCAAAAUGUGCCUUUCUUCCAUGCAAGAGGAUGGUACUUCACAUUCCUGGAAUCUUGCCUCUAAAUACAAAUGUUCAUCUGUCAUAUUUGAUAGAUUAUUGUACUGCAGAGUAUCAAUUUUUUUGGUACACAUUUCUAGAAAUAAACUUGGGCAAAACCA